AUGUUCAUUUUCCAUAGACUGAUGUUAGGGGUGACUAUUGAUGAAAAUCUAAACUUCAACAUUCAUAUAAAUGAAACUGUUAAAAAUCCUGAGCAAAAAGUGCGUGUUUAUGCAGAUGCUGUGAUUAAUCACAUGUGUGGAGCUGGAGGCCAAGGUGGCACCAAGUCUACUUGCAGAAGUACCUACUACCCAGGAAAGGAAGACUUCCCUGCUGUGCCAUUUUCUAGCUGGGAUUUCAAUGACAGCAAAUGUUACACAGAAAGUGGGAAUAUUGAAAACUACCAGGAUGCCACUCAGGUUCGAAACUGCCGUAUGGUUGGCCUCCUUGAUCUUGCACUGGAAAAAGACUACAUACGUGGAAAAGUUGCUGAGUACAUGAACAAGCUGAUUGGCUAUGGUGUUGCAGGAUUCAGAUUGGAUGCUGCUAAAUACAUGUGGCCUGGUGAUAUACAGGCAAUUAUUAAUAGGCUAAAUAAUCUGAACACUCGUUGGUUUUCUAGUGGUGCCAGGCCAUUUAUUUUCCAAGAGGUUAUUGAUCAUGGAGGAGAACCCAUCACUGUGAAUGAGUAUACUGGAAUUGGCCAUGUCACAGAAUUUAAAUAUGGUCAUAAGCUGAGUUAUGUUAUCCGUCGGUGGAAUGGAGAAAAGCUCUCAUAUCUGAAAAACUGGGGAGAAAGUUGGGGCUUUAUGCCAUCAGGGAAAGCCAUUGUUUUUGUAGAUAACCACAACACUCAAAGAGGUCAUGGUCCUGGUGGUACUUCUGUUCUCACUUUCUGGGAUUCAAGGCUAUACAAAAUUGCUGUUGGCUUUAUGUUGGCCCAUCCUUAUGGAUUUACAAGAGUGAUGUCCAGUUACUACUGGCCAAGAAACAUUCAAAAUGGAAAGGAUACAAAUGACUGGGUUGGACCGCCAGCUGAAGCUAAUGGAUCAACCAAACCUGUUAUAAUUAAUGCAGAUUCAACAUGUGGUAAUGGGUGGAUCUGUGAGCACAGGUGGUGCCAAAUAAGGAACAUGGUGAAAUUCCGCAAUGUAGUUGAUGAUCAAGCCUUCGCAAACUGGUGGGACAAUGGAAGCAACCAAAUUGCUUUUGGACGAGGAAGCAAAGGAUUCAUUGUUAUCAAUCUAGAUGACUGGCAAAUAGAUGAAACCUUGCAAACAGGACUCCCAGCUGGUACCUACUGCGAUGUCAUUUCAGGACAGAAGGAGGGAAGUGGCUGCAGUGGAAUAAGGGUCACUGUUGUAGGUGAUGGAAAAGCUCGUUUCCAGAUUAGCAACAGUGCCGAAGAUCCAUUCAUUGCCAUUCAUGUCGAUAACAAAUUGUAA
Molecule: messenger RNA, 1323 nt
Organism: Protopterus annectens (West African lungfish)
Lineage: Eukaryota; Metazoa; Chordata; Ceratodontiformes; Protopteridae
Product: alpha-amylase 1-like
Exons: 9
Coding region: 1-1323 (440 amino acids)
Biological process (GO): carbohydrate metabolic process
Molecular function (GO): alpha-amylase activity; cation binding
Source: RefSeq, a predicted model, not a curated record